Stylonychia lemnae is the source of this 1746-nucleotide messenger RNA. The record is from the annotation of a GenBank genome assembly. NCBI's taxonomy places the organism in Eukaryota, Ciliophora, Spirotrichea, Sporadotrichida, Oxytrichidae.
AUGGUCUCUCAUAAUAAUGACUUAGACAGGCCUUUUCAUUACUAUGCAUCUCAAAACUACUAUAAUAAGUAAAUGGAAGAUAGAGUAGAUGACUAUAUCAGAUUAGCAGUAGAUUAUGAUGAAAUCUGGGAUAGAGGCUCAAGACUGCUAGAUGAAAUAAAGCACACAUUUCUUCAAUUUAAGGAUAACGUUAAUAACACAGCCAAUCUAAAUUAGACGACUCUUCCUGUUCAUUUUAUGCCAUGGGCCUCUGAUAUCUAAAUUGAUAAGAAAUUAAAGGAGUUUGAAGUGAUUAAGGAGGAUUUGCAAAGAUUUUUAGCACGCAUUCCCAAAUAUACUCUGAUGCAUAAAAUCAGAAAUUAAAUGAUGAAGGACAUUCUUAAAUACAGAUAUGAGCUAGAGAGAUUAACUUAGUUGAUUCUGUCUGAUCAUAGAAAACCCAUUUAUCCUCCAGCAUUGAUUAAUGAGAUAAGACCUCCUAAUUUCAGGGCUUUCAUUCAUUAGGAGCAACAAUUUUAACCAAAUGCUCCUAGAUAUAACUAAUUUGUAGGAUUCAAAGUCAACUUUGACUAUAUUAUAAACAUCUUGAAAGGAGAGUACUCAUACAUGCAGAUAAUUUACACAGUAUUUAAUCUGGGCUAGUGCUAACUAGAACCUUAAUUGACAGGGGUUUACGAAGUUAGAAAUUAUCAUCAUGGUCCAAAGUAACUUGGAGAAAGCGUGUUUAACACUAGAUCGCUAAUUAUCUAAGAAUUAGACCCUUCACCCAACUCCUAUCUUGUGCUUGAGAUACUUGGAAAACCAUGCAAUCCCAAAAAACUUUUUAUAGAGGAAUAAAUUGAUGGAGAUGGUAAUGGGUACCCUUUAUCGCCUGAUGAUGAAUUCGAAAAGAGCUAAGGUCUAAAAAUGGUAACUGCUGAAGGGCUUAAACCAAUAGGAUGGACUGCUAUCAAACUAUUUGAUGAUUAUUUAGAAUUAGACAGAGGGAACUAUAAAGUCCCUAUUUACGAAACUCCCACUAAUGUGCAAGAGCUGAGCGAUGAGCUGUUUCGAUAAAUCAAUAGAGUUGGUCCAAUGACUAUUUGGAUGAGAUUAUAUCAUGCAGAUGAAGAUGAUAAACAGUUCACUUGUCAUCCUUCUUACUCUCAUUAACCAAAGUCAAAGAGAGAUCCAAAUUAUAAAUGCAAAGGAUUUAAUGUGUUUAUUCAUCACUCUAGAGGACAUACUCCCGUUAGACCAAUAAGAGUUGCAUUUUUGCUUCAAUUUGGAAGACACAUUCUCAAGCAUGAAUCAGGAGGAGUAUAUUUCUAUGCAACUUCUGGUAUAUUUCCAAGAAGGAAAAACCCAAAGAAUCUUACUCCAGAAUAAGAAAUAGGGUUGAUAGAGGCUGAAUAUGAUUUAAUUGGAUAUGGUGUAGUUGCAGUUAAUGAUAUUAAUGGUAAGAUGAACUAUGGUGACUACACGUUGAGGCUCUAUGAUGGUCCUAUUUAUCUAGAGGAGAUUAGCUAGGCUAAGCAGAAAAAUAUGGAUAUUAGAGUGACUUUUGAGUCUGCAACAGUGAAAGAAAUCAUUCCUUAGUAUCCCCCUAAGAACUAUAAUAUGAAUGAUCCUAAAGUCAAAUAGCUUUUCUCUGAUAUGCCAAAAAGCAUAAAUAGAUCUCAUCUUAAAAGGCAAGAGACUAUUCUCACAUCUAUAGUGCUUCCAAAUCAAAGAAAAAAGGAAAAACCUCCAUUUUAUGAAGUUUGA